This is a messenger RNA of Ochlerotatus camptorhynchus, 954 nucleotides long. RefSeq lists its product as uncharacterized. The coding region runs from base 1 to 954 and encodes 317 amino acids. Gene Ontology annotation, molecular function: protein dimerization activity. The transcript has 3 exons. The record is from RefSeq and is a predicted model, not a curated record. Lineage: Eukaryota; Metazoa; Arthropoda; Insecta; Diptera; Culicidae.
AUGGUGGCUUCAGUUACAAAUCUGCGCGAGUAUAUCAAAGAAGGCAUCGCAAGUCUGCUGAAGAAGGAAACCUCAGCCCUCGAUGAGGUAAUCGGAAAUUCGUCCAGUCAUCGUUUGGUGGACCUGGUGGAAACGGAUGCCGCUCUCGAAGAAACAGCAAUUGAUAUGGAAGAAGAAGAUGAACCUCAAAAAGAAAUCGAGCCAGAGGCUUACGAGGAGGUUGGCGAAACAGACCAAAACGAGCCAGACGGUACCCAAUGUGAUUUUGAUGAAGACGACGAGGAAAUUUUGUCCGUUACUGGCACCCGGUGCACCUGCUCACACCUGCCACUCAAUUCAUUGGCAUCUAACUAUUUGGCCAAAAAGUUGCUAAACGCUCUGGAACAGAGGUUGCAAAAGCUUACGGACACGAUUCAGUUCAAAGUAAGUCUCUACAUAGAUCUACGGUUUAAUUAUAUGGGAUCCAAUAGAACGACGGCUACCGAUAAAGAACGCUCUCAGAGCUACAUGCUUCAACUAUGGACACGACUCAAUGCACUGGAAGGUAAACAUGAAGAUCAACAGAAUAUGUUCACUGAACCGAACGACGAAGCGAGUGAUUUUGUAGAGCAGUAUCUGGUUAGAUAUUUCGAACGUGAUUCUCCGGGAACUGGUGGACGCAUGCAGCCUGCCGAAGACAAAAUUUUGCAGCAAAUUAAGGAGCUACAGCUGAGACCCAAAGUGCGCAUACGUGUAGGAGGUUUGGAUGCUUCAUCGAGUGAAGAACGAUUUGAUAUCUUUAAGUACUGGAUUGGGAUGCGAACGAACCAUCGUGAUGUAUUCAGGAUGGCUUUUGCUAUUUUAUCAGCACCAUCGACACAGGUCACAGUCGAACGAGCAUUUAUCGGAUUUAAGCUUGUCUUGACUGACCAAAGACAAAGACUAAGUGAUCAGCGCAUUCAGGAUUUGAUGUAA